UCUGGGCCGCUUCUGACUUGACCUGGCCAUGCUGCCGGUCGUUUUUGCCGUUGCAUGCAUCCUGGCAGUGCACGGCGAGUUGUCGCCUUUGGAGCGGGCUGUGCGUUCGGGCGAUGCCAAGAGUGUGCAGAAACUGCUGGCAACGGCCGCUGGAGACCUAGGCUACUCCUAUGAUGCAGAGGAUGGCUUCGGCCGCAGCCCCCUGCAUGAAGCCGUGGAGUUCGGCCACAAAAAAGUGGUUGAAGAGAUUUUGGCCUGGCAAGGUUCAAACCAACUGGUGUCGGCCCCAGAUGAACUCGGUUGGACAGCACUUCACUGGGCAGCCCUGAAAGGUUCCGAGGACAUUGCUCGGCGACUGCUGGAUGCCAAGGCUAAGGUAGAUGCUAAGGAGAACGAAUUUGGCUGUGAACCCUUGCAGUGGGCUGCGCGCAGGGGACAUCUGCAGCUGAUUCGCUUGCUUCUGAAACAUGGGGCGGUGGCAUCCCACCAGGACCGAGAGAAUCGCACAGCUGCGAAAUGGGCUCAUCUUACCAAUCAUCUCAGUGCCUUUGCAUUGUUGGAGGGUAUGGAGCUGCGGUCCGAGGGGUCCGAGGAUGAAGAAGCACUGGAUGAGACCUACAACAUGAGUCGUUUGCACGCGGCCGUGGCCAAGAACAACAUCAGCGAAAUGAAGCGACUCUUGCGGAGUAGCGAGGCCAAAGAUCUGCUGGUCAAAGUGGAUAAGUGGGGCAGAACUCCAUUGGUUACGGCUCUCCAAGCCAGUCACAAGGCAACAGGCCCAGGCUCCGAAAAGUUAGUGAUGCACUUCAUUCGGCUCAUGAAGAUGUUGCGCUUGGAAGGCACGAAAGGUGUCUUUCGGCCUGACAAGGACCGGAGAGAUCCGGUGCACUGGGCGGCGCUGGCGGGACAUCGACAGGUCGUGCUCGAACUGUCACAUAUGAUUCCGUCUGAUACACCCGCAUCAGAUCGCUGGGGCAACCGGUUGUUUCACCACGCUGCUGCCAAUGGACACACCUCGAUGAUGGAGUGGCUACUGGAUCAACGUGCCAUUGUGGAUGGGAUCUCAAGUUCCAAGCAAACUCCGCUGCACAUGGCAGCUGCAGGGGGGCAUUUGGACGUGACAAAGUUAUUGCUAAGACGUGGAUCGCCAUUGAAUGCUCAAGAUCGAUUACUUCGGACGCCGCUGCACUACGCAAUCUUGCAAGGCAAUUCGGAGAUUGCUGAGGUCUUGAUGAAGGCUGGUGCAGAUGCCUCUGAAGCUGAUAUUGAUGGCAUGAGCCCAUUGUCCUUUGCUGAGACAGCCCUGGGGCUCCUGAAAAGUGAUGAGAUGGAGUGAGGCGUCGCUUGAUGGCGUUGAUGCAUCUCCAGUCAAGUUCAGUUGCUUUUUGAUGCUUUUUGGCUCAUAGGUACAUAGCAAUGUCAGGAUAGCCCGCAUAUGAUCAUAUGAGAGCACAGAUUAAGCUUCUUUGUGGCCCUACCUGGUAUGCAUCCAUCAGCGAAAAAACGCCUUGAGUGUUGGCUUGGGAAUGCUUGGCAAAUGGUCAGGGUCCUCCAGGGUUUUCACACAUAAUGUGGGGACAUAUUCCACAUCAGCUCCUCCAUUGCCCCAAGAAAGUAUGGACAUAUUUGCUCUGAAGCAGACGCGGCUAGAAAUGUGCAGUGGCCAAAACAAA
Messenger RNA from Cladocopium goreaui, 1673 nucleotides. The record is from the annotation of a GenBank genome assembly. Lineage: Eukaryota; Dinophyceae; Suessiales; Symbiodiniaceae.